Molecule: messenger RNA, 1936 nt
Organism: Erinaceus europaeus (western European hedgehog)
Lineage: Eukaryota; Metazoa; Chordata; Mammalia; Eulipotyphla; Erinaceidae
Product: anthrax toxin receptor-like
Exons: 17
Coding region: 189-1880 (563 amino acids)
Cellular component (GO): membrane
Molecular function (GO): signaling receptor activity
Source: RefSeq, a predicted model, not a curated record
AAGCCUCUCAGCCACUUGACCUCUUCCACCUGCAGGGCAGGUACCAUGUGGAGGUUCACACCCUGGUGACUUAGUGAAAAGGCUGAAACAGCCUACAUCCCUGUGCACAUGCAGAGACAGUGGAGGUGGCGGCCUAACGUGACCUGAAGUGGUCACUGUCCAGUGUGGUCUCAGAGGCAGUCAAGAAAAUGAGGAGUGGCAGUUCCUGUCUACCUGGUCCUGCACACGUCCUGCUGUUGCUACUGCUGCUGCUUCCAUUGCUGAGUAUGGGGAACUUCCAGUACAGACUCCCAGGCUGGUUAGACUUUCAUCACCUCAGUGAGGGCUGGAGAAACCUCCACCAGCACUUCAACCUAAACAAGGGAAGCUUGCACCACCGCCGCAGCCAUGCAGACUGGCCCCAGGAGACCCAGACAGAAGAAAAGAGUUCCUGCCAGAGUGCAUACGAUAUCUACUUUGUCUUGGACAUGUCUGGCAGUGUGGACAACAACUGGAUGGACAUUUACCACCUUGUAAAUGAUUUGGUCAAGAAAUUUGAAAAUCCAAAAGUUCGAAUAUCAUUCAUCCUCUACUCCACUCUGGGUCAAACCGUUAUGAAGCUCACCUCAGACAAAAAAAAGAUAGUAGAAGGUCUUCACAAACUUCGGAAUGUCGUGCCUACAGGAGCCACAAACAUGCAAGAAGGAUUAAAAAAGGCGAAUUAUCAGAUAUUGGAAGCAACUAAUGGAGGAAAGACACCAAUUCACUCUGUAAUCCUGGCUCUAACAGAUGGAACACUUGAACCUAUUCCACUAGAAGAAGCUAAGGACGAAGCUGCAAAGGCUCGGAAAAUGGGGGCAACUGUUUAUGGUUUGGGUGUAAAAGACUACCGGAAAGACCAGCUAGUGGCAAUUGCAGACAGUAAGGAACAUGUCCUCGGCGUGAACAGAUUCCAAGAUCUAAAAAACCUCGUUAAUCCAAUAACAGAAAAGACCUGUAUUGAAGUUACACGUGUUGAAGCUUCCAGUUACUGUGUAGGAGAAAAUUAUGAAUUGCUGAUUACUGGAAAGGGCUUUAAUAAUGCAGGGAAAAAGGAAGAUGUUGUUUGUAGAUUCAAGUUCACUGACACAGAAUUCUUUGAUAAAAAAGCAACCUCUGUGGAUGAUAGUACCAUAAUGUGUCCAGGAGUAAAGAUAGAGAAGCCAGACCAGCAAGUCUUUGUUCAAAUAAGCCUGGACAAUGGUGCCAGCUUCAUUGACAACAAUGCUAACAUCACUAGCAAGGACUGUGCAGUUCCUCAGUAUGACUUUCCAGAAUCACGAUCCUCCGUUGGGCUACAGGAUGCAACAGACCGGUCUCAAGUGAAUGACUCAUCCACUUCAGAUUCAGAUUCAUCUAACUCACAUAAGGAAAAUAUCCCUCUCUAUGUGGCUAUAGGCGUAGCAGCUCUCUUUUUCAUAUUAUUUCUCAUCUUUUGCUUGAGAAAAUGUUGCAAAAAGACCGUCAAGGAGGCAGUGCCGAUACCGGUGCCGUGUGUACAGAGACCCAUAGUGGUUGUCCCUUGUUGUGGGUGCCGAAAUGACAGGAUAAAACAAAUGGAGGGAAAACUGGAUUCCUUGUAUCACUUUCCUCGAGGGUGUAACCAGGUGCCAUUGAUGUGGUAUCAGCCCAGGAAUAAGGGAAGGUGCUUACUCAACCCAUUCAAGACCACCUGUGCACCACUGCCCUGCUGCCAAAAUCUCUGUCUUCAGCCUAAUGAGGAGCUUCUGCCUCUCACAAGCUGCUGCUCGAGGUGCCAACCCUCUUCACCCAUAUGCUCCACUCCAUCCAGAAUGCUACCCCUCUUCUCUCCCCCUGCCCGAAUACUCUGUGGAACCCCUUUGUCACUCCCACCCCCAUAGCCCAACCUCUAAAGCACCAGAACUCCAAGACUUUUAAGAACCCUUUUUGUACAGGA